AUGGGCAUCUCUACAUGGGCUGAUUUGGUGAACAAAUUUCUGAUUAAGUAUUUUCCCUCUUCAAAAGCUACAAAAAUCAGAGGGGAGAUUACUUCAUUUGUUCAACAAGAUGGAGAACCCUUAUAUGAGGCGUGGGAGAGGUACAAAGAGUUACUAAGGAAGUGUCCUCAUCACUGCAUACCUGAGUGGAUGCAGCUUGAAACAUUCUACAAUGGGAUGACUGCUACAACUAAAACUAUGAUUGAUGCAGCAGCUGGAGGAUCACUGAGUUCAAAGACAUUGGAGGAAGCUCAACAGAUUAUUGAAAUGAUGGCAUCCUCCAUGUAUCAACAUGUGAAUGAAAGGCAAGCUACAAGGAGAGGAAGUUAUGAUGCAAAAUCCAUAGAAGCUUUAUUUGUUCAAAAUCAGUUGCAAAACCAGCAAUUUUCUGAACAAAUUGCUACAUUAACUCAACAAAUUAGCAACAUGCAGACUGGUAGUAUGCUAACUCCACAACUGAAUUGUGAUUUUUGUGGUGGCAACCAUGCAAAUGGAGAUUGUGACCCUAAAACUGUGGAACAAGCUGACCAAAUCAGUUAUAUGAACAAUUACAAAAGGUCACAACAACCAUAUCCACCUGCACCUCAAUCACAACAACAAUACUUCCAAGGAAAUUCUUCUGCACAGUUUCAGAAAAAUCAAGGGUAUCCAAAUACAAGACCCUUGAGUGAGAAGGUGAAUCGGAUAGAAGAAACACUAUUACAAUUCAUACAAUUCAUGAAGGUGACCCAAACAAACUUCAAGAACCAAGAAGUUUCUAUGAAGAAGCUGGAAACACAAAUUGGACAGUUAGCUGAGCAAUUGUCCAGCAGAGAUGAAGGAAGAUUUUCCAGCAAUACAGUGGUCAGUCCUAAGGAACAAUGUCAAGCAAUUACCACUAGAAGUUAUGCUGUAGUUUCAAGCCCAAAAGCUGCAGAAAAGAAAGACAACACUGAAACAGCAGAAAGAAAAAUUGAGCAAGACCUGCAGCAGGAAAAUUUCAAAUUAUUGAAGAGAGAUAAUGCAGAACAGAAGGCAGAAGCUCCUACACAUUUUGAAAGGAAGACAAAGAAACAACUCUUUGAAGAUGCUUGCAAGCCUUUAGACCCAGAAAAAUACAAGAGGCUACCCUAUCCUUAA
Molecule: messenger RNA, 1158 nt
Organism: Abrus precatorius (Indian licorice)
Lineage: Eukaryota; Viridiplantae; Streptophyta; Magnoliopsida; Fabales; Fabaceae
Exons: 3
Coding region: 1-1158 (385 amino acids)
Source: RefSeq, a predicted model, not a curated record